Messenger RNA from Dicrocoelium dendriticum, 753 nucleotides. NCBI's taxonomy places the organism in Eukaryota, Metazoa, Platyhelminthes, Trematoda, Plagiorchiida, Dicrocoeliidae. The record is from the annotation of a GenBank genome assembly.
UGCAGCUUCCCAGGUCCAUUACGAUCUACGUACACGCUGGACACGGAAGCCCUCGGAAUUCACGACCGGACGCAUACUGCACCUAUGGAAUCAAGGUGAACGUUUCAAAUGUCCUCGAUACUUGAAAAGAUUUCAACUCUCCGUACCAUUAUUCGUCAGAAUGGGGGUAUUUUUGGCUCCAUAAGGACGCUUUUCCGUACCGAUGAAUUAAAAUGGGGCGUUCUUGUUGGGACCGACAAGUUUGGAAACAAGUACUAUAAAAACGACAAAUAUUUUGUUGGCAGGAAUAGGUGGGUGAUAUAUGGAAACCGUUUCGGGUGGGAUUACGAAGGUUCUCAAAUCCCACCAGAAUGGCAUCGAUGGCUUCACUACAUAACGGACGAAACUCCGGUGGAUAAGCCUCCGGAAGUCAGAAAAUGGACUAUUGAGCACUCAGAAAAUACGACAUUGGAUCCUAAAAAGAAAUAUGUCCCAUAUACAACGACGCCGCAGAAGCUGGAACCCUGGCGACCUACUUAGCGGUUUUCUGUUCGAACAUUCACUUUCCUAACAAGACGAUGUUGAUGCACUGGUACUAGUUUCGCUGUCGGAUACAGAUUGUCACCGUAGUGUUAGUGUCAAUGAGGUUCCAUUGAUCGCCCAUCAUUUGUUCCGAUCGUUCUUUUGCUUCGCGACCCGAUGGCAUAUAGACACGCGCAUUUUUGUCGUCCAUUUAAUCAAGCUUUUCUUUAAAAAAGUAACGUGCCAUUAUGA